GGCUCCAUCCUUGGCCACGUAUAUUAUUAUUACUACUUUUUUUUUUCUAUUAUAAAAUCAUGCAUAACUAACAAAUCCGCCCUGCAAAACACAUGUUUCAUGCACUAUGAAUGCCAAAUGAGAUGCAAAAUGCCAUGUUACAACUCAAUGGCGAUGCACGUGCAUAUUCAGGGCGGGUCUUAUACUUAAGCACAUAAAAAACAUAUAAAGCCGGAAACGGUAUUUAAAAAAAAGAAAGAAAGGAAAUAUGUAUAAGAGGUGGUCCUCGUCUGAAACGGAUUAUAUAUAUAUAUAUAUAUACAUAUAUAUUGAACAUCAAAAAACCCUAACAGCCACCAAAAAUGAAAAACAGAGAAAGAGACCAUCUGCUGCAUCUUUCGACCAUGCAAUCCCCGUUGGUAUCCUCCAGAUUUCUUCAGCAGCAAGGAGACAUUCCGGAACAAAUCGUCCUCGAAAUCCUCUCGCGUCUCCCGGUCCAGUCUCUACUGCGAUUUCGUUGUGUUUGCAAGGUAUGGAAAUCUCUGAUCUCCGAUCCUAAAUUCACUCUUUCGUCACGAAAGCACCAGAUAGCCAUUCAAUGUCGCUACUUAUACUCCAUCGACACCGGACAUGCUUUUUCGGGAACAAGAUCUCUAUUGAAGAGGGAUCCUCUUCCCAAACCCAUGCUUUUUUACGAUGACAAAAAAGCGUCAGAGCGGUUAAAGAUCUUUGGUUCAUGUAAUGGCUUGUUUCUCGUUAGCCAUUACGCGGAUUUCUACUUGUGGAACCCUUCCACAAGGCAAUCCACCAAAGUUCUCUCGCUCAAGACAAAGGGGUGGGCUAAGCACUUUUCUCUUAAUAAUGCGUAUCUGUCUGGACUUUGUUAUGACUCAUCCGCUGAUGAUUACAAGGCAGUAUUAGCCAUGGGGAAUAAAUUUGGAGAGGUCACUGUUGUUAGUUUCAAAAGAAAAUACUGGGCCACCAUGACUUCACACGCUCUCGACAAGGACAAAGGAUAUAUAUCGCUUCCUGGACCCAACGUGAAUGAAAAGUUGCACUGGGCAAUCACUAAACUUGGACAUGAUCGUGUCCAUUAUUCUGCCCGCUAUGGGAUUGUUUCUUUCGAUCCACUUACUGAUGAAUUUGAAGAAAUACCAAUGCCACUCACACCCAACAAUGGGACACCCAACAAUGGGGAAGGGGAGCCCAUUGUAAAGGGGUUGGGAGUUUUAGACGGAUGCCUUUGUAUGGGACGCUGUGUUACUCGUGGAAGUGGUGGUGAGGAAGUUGAACCCGGCUUUUUUGAGUUGUUAGUGAUGAAGGAAUACGGCGUAGGAGACUCAUGGACUAGGAUUUUUAACGUAUCCAAGAAUUUCAUGGUUUUGUCACGCGGCACUUUGGUGCCAUUGUGCUUUACAGGUGACAAGGAAGUUGUUAUUUCAGUGGCUCAUUUAGACAGAUUAUGUGCAUACAAUCUUGAGGACAUGUCACAAAGAGAUAUUUUUGUCCCAACAAAAGGUGAUCAUAUAACCUAUCAAACUUCCUACAUGGAGAGUUUGGUUUCACCCGACGCCUAUGGCCAUGAGGAAGAUUGGAUUGUGGAAAGGCCAGAUUUAUUGAAAACGAGGCUUCAAGAAAUCAGGCUCAAUUGAUCUCUCUUCCACUAAAGAUAUAACAAAAAGUGCUGCAGUAGAGAAUCAGGGCUACAAGCAAACUAAUACACAGGAGAUCUGGAGGUGGAAGAUUGCAUAUACGGGUGUUCAAUUUUUCUCUACAGUAGGCUAUUCUAGUUUGCCAAUCCAUUCUCCAUAACCGGAUGGAUAAUUAUUAGGAAGAUUUGCAAAAAAUAAACGGUCACGUGGUAAGUUUCCCUUCAGAGGCUUUUUUUUUUCCCGAUCGUAGUUUUUUUUUUUUCUAGUCGUAGUUAAAUUAUGAAGGAUGUCGACCCUGUUUCUAUGGCAAUUUUGUGGCAUUCUCUUGAAUACUUUGAGAAACCCAUCUAUAUUUUCCCUUUGUAUUUAGUUUUGUUUCAUGCUUUAAAUUUUUUGUUUAGCCAUGUCUCUGGCAAGAUGCUCUGUGUUUCAUUUUUGGGUUUUGCUGAGUCUUAUAAAACCUGUGUGUUUCAUCCUCUAUCCAUUGAAGAUCUGUUACUAUGGUCAUAAACGAACCAAACAAACCGAAGAGUGAAUUGUUUAAGUUUUGUUGGAAAUCUCAACCAUUUCAAAAAUAUGUUCAAGUUUGGCUUAGUUAUCAAUAGAGAUCAUCUUAAACGAGAUUUAUUUGAGCCGAUCACUAGUCAAUCUCAAGUAGUAUUGAUUUAUUACGCAUGCAUGAUAAGCAUAACAAUCUUGCUCUGAAAGUAUACAUGUUUUAAAAAAAAAAUUUAAGUUCAGUUUGUUUAGGUUACACAAUGAUCUCAACCGAACUUUUAACGGGUCACUAGUCAAUCUCGAGUAGUAUUGACUUAUUUCGCAUCAUAAGCAUAACAAGCUUGCUCUGGAAGUAUUCAAGCUUAAAAAAAAUGUUCAAGUUCACUUUGUUUAGGUAACACAACGAUCUCAACCGAACUUUUAACGGGUCACUAGUCAAUCUCGAGUAGUAUUGACUUAUUACGCAUCAUAAGCAUAACAAGCUUUCUCUGCACUACAACAAAUUCCGCUUUUAAUAGCAAAAGUUUAUAGCGUUUUAUUUUAAAUGCUAUUGUAGAGAGGAAAUUAUAGCGUUCAGCCAUUAGGUUUAAAGGAAACACUCGCGCCCUAAUUUAUUAUAGGGUUCCAGAAGUCUUCAAUAGCGUUCCACUCUUUUCCAAAAUGAAAAACAGCGUUCCACACUUCCACCAAAAUUAUAAGCGCCAAACGUUGCCCCCAAAAUCGCACUCUGCCCUUCCUGAAAAUUUCAAUCGGUUCCACCAAAACUAUAGGCGCCAUAUCUGCCAAUUGUUUCGUUCGAGUUGCUACAAGAUUUCUGUGCGAACUGGUGAUGGUUUCUAAUGUAUCGAUCUUUUAGGUAUUCUAUGGUUUUAAUCGAGAGGAACAGGUUUGUCCCUUAUUCUCUAUUUCUCUUAAUUUCCGACCGAUUAACAUCUGUUUCUUACUAAUCGCCUCAUCUUCUUCAUACUUCUGCUUCCUCAUUCCAUAGUCAAGGAGAAUCAAACCAAUAUUCGGUAAUAUUGCAUCAGUUGAAGCAAGCAUUCAUUGCUCGGAGAGUCCUUACCAGAAGAUAUAUAUGGGCUCUACUAGACUUAUGCCCAAUCAAAGAGCCACUGAUCAAUGAAGUGAUUGUCAAAGUUAGAAUAUCCAAGAUUGAUUUGCUAUAGAUGCAACAGAUGCACAAGCUCACACAAGAAUCAGUUUGUGGAUGGAUGGCGUGAGUUGCGCUGCAAACAAACGCCAACACCAAAUUAGGACAUGCCCGGCCCCGAAGUACUGUCAGGGAAUCAAGAAGAUUGCAUCAAUUUCACGAGCUUGGCUUUGGGAGGAAAGAGAGACCAAAUUGCUCGAAGAUUGCAUCAAUUUCAACAAGCUUGCAACAUAGGAAAUUUUCAAGUAAUAUGUUGGUUAGCUUGUUUGUGGCUACCUUUGGUAACAUUGAACACCUGGGUACUAUAUGAAUCCGUUGUAAUUCUUGCAACCCUUUCAUGUAAUUUGUGUUUUCGAAUUGUUUCGAAAGCUGGUGUAAUGAAUACUUGCCCGAUUGAAUGAAUUUGGUUAAUUACAUUGGCAACAUUGAAGUUUUAGAUUA
Messenger RNA from Rhododendron vialii, 3720 nucleotides. RefSeq names its product F-box/kelch-repeat protein At3g23880-like. Gene Ontology annotation, molecular function: protein binding. The transcript is spliced from 4 exons. The coding region runs from base 342 to 1631 and encodes 429 amino acids. NCBI's taxonomy places the organism in Eukaryota, Viridiplantae, Streptophyta, Magnoliopsida, Ericales, Ericaceae. The record is from RefSeq and is a predicted model, not a curated record.